AUUAUUGAUACGGUGAGCAGAGCUAGCUCACUCUAAAGGAGAAUACACAUUUGGGGUAGCCAUUUGGGCUAGCCUCUUGACUUUUUGGCCACCAUGUGGGAGUUCCGUUCCAUGUCGUUCUGGCGGGCGGUGUUCGCUGAGUUCUAUGGCACCAUGUUCUUUGUGUUCUUCGGUCUGGGGGCGGCUCUGCGCUGGACCACCGGGUCCCACAACGUUCUCCACGUGGCUUUCUGCUUCGGCCUGGCCGCUGCCACCCUCAUCCAGUCCAUCGGUCACAUCAGUGGUGGACACAUCAACCCGGCUGUCACCUUUGCCUACUUGAUUGGCUCCCAGAUGUCCCUGUUCCGCGCUGUCUUCUACAUCGUGGCCCAGUGUCUGGGGGCGCUGGCUGGGGCCGCUGUGCUCUACGGGGUCACCCCCAACAACAUGAGGGGCAACCUGGCACUCAACAUGCUGCAGCCAGGUAUCAGCCUGGGCAUGGCCACCACCGUGGAGGUGUUCCUCACCCUGCAGCUGGUUGUCUGCAUCUUCGCUGUGACCGACGAGAGGCGUAACGGACGCCUGGGCUCUGCUGCCCUGGCCAUCGGCUUCUCUGUUCUCAUAGGACAUCUGUUGGGGAUGUACUAUACUGGUACUGGAAUGAACCCUGCCAGGUCCUUCGCCCCCGCUGUGCUGGUCAGAAAGUUUGUCAACCACUGGGUGUACUGGGUGGGUCCGAUGAUUGGCGGUGCUAUGGGAGCUAUUAUCUAUGAUUUCAUGCUGUUCCCCCGCAUGCGCAGUCUCUCUGAGAGGAUGGCCAUCCUGAAGGGUACCAGGCCUCCAGAGGCUGAGAGCCAGCAAGACGCCAGAGGAGAGCCCAUCGAGCUCAAGACUCAGGCCCUAUAAGCCUGGUGAAGAAGGUUGGCUUUCUGAAUCCCAAAUUUCCCUAUUCCGUACACAAACCUUCUCCGAACCCUCAACCCUACCCAACACACAUACACACACAUUACUCUUCCUCUCUAACCCACACACCCACAUAGUACACACAGACCAUCACGACAACUCCACCUUUCUCACCCUCCUCAUCCUUACUCUGCUGAUCCAGAAACAGUACAUGCUGAAUUACUGGGCAGCCAAAGCCCUAACCCUCCUCCGACCUGUGAACUAUGACCCCCUCCCCCCCACUUGGACAGCAGGACAAAGAUGGCGGGUAAGAAGAGGACUUAGCUGCCACUGAAGAAAGCACCCUGCUGCGGCCUGUUGUGUAGGGAGUGGGUCACUCCUGGCUGACCAGGUGGCUGUAACUCCUCAGGACAGGGGCAUCUCUCUCUAUUCUUUUCUAUCUAUAGUUUGUAGUCUGCUGGGAGUGAAGCUACAGUAGAGCAGUUAACUUCAUGCUUUUUCCAUUUUUUAUGAAACUUCUGGUACCUGAUGUGUAUGUAAUUAUUAUGCCCUUGAAGAAUUUCUGAGGAUUUUUUUCAACUCUAGUUAUAUUUUCAAGUCAUGCGUUGUGUUGUUUGUGCGUGUUUAAGAAGACCAUUGUUAUUUCAUUUUUUUCAUUAACAAUUCCUUUGUUCGUCAUCAUGCUGUUUUACAGUACGUACUUUACCUUUAUUUAACUAGGCAAGUCAGUUAAGCACAAAUUCUUAUUUACAAUGACAGCCUACCGGGGAACAGUGGGUUAACUGCUUUGUUCAGUGACAGAACAACAGAUGUUUACCUUGUUAGACUGCAGCCUAUUCUAAGGGAAAGAAGCAUCUUUUGUCCCCCUCUUCCUUCAAUGAAAGUUCUGAUUCAUUACUAAACACAUAUUUAGAGUGCUCCCCUUUUGUCCAAAAUCUCUUACAUUUUAGCCGUCUUUUUAAAAAUUGUUCUGUCUAAUUGUAGACUGUCUCUUCUAGGGGAGCACAAACAGUCAGAUUUAUAUGAAAAUAAACACACAACACACACACAAAAAAAACUCAAUCUCCAUUUCUAUUUAAACACAUAAUCUUGAAAUUGUAUAUUAUUUUUCAAUUAGUAUUACAAAAUUCCACUUCUUUGACCUGAUGUCUCUCAUCAACUUUGACUUUUUACAGCCAUGAUAAGUGCCUGAAGACAUAAAAGGGUUUCUACUGUAUGCAGUUCAGUACCAGUAUUAUCUGUGCCAGACUGUUACGUUUUACUCAGUUUCUGGAAUGCUGUUUUUUUUUUCAUUAAAGAUUUUGCUGUUACAGCGGUUUCAUGUACAGGCGUGUGAUAGCUGGAUUGGCUUUUAUUUUGUGUCAUUUUACUUAAUAACAAAAAAAAUCAAACCCUAACUGGCUUUGUCGUGUGGAUCAAGCUCAUUUUAUUAGUUGAUUGUAGUUCUUUCUUAUACAUAUCCUUUAAACCUGUCUUCUGUCUAGGCCGGGGAGAGGUUCUCUUCUCUCUCUAGGAGGAGAGGUUCUCUUCUCUCUCUAGGAGGAGAAGUUCUCGUCUCUCUCUAGGGGGAGAGGUUCUCUUCUCUCUCUAGGAGGAGGGGUUCUAGUCUCUCUCUAGGAGGAGAAGUUCUCGUCUCUCUCUAGGGGGAGAGGUUCUCGUCUCUCUCUAGGGGGAGAGGGUUCGGUUUAAGGUCUGUUUUUCCCUCCAAACUCAGGUUCUUAUAGCCUGGUUGCAGAUCAGUUUGUGCUAUGUUUCCAUUAAGUUAGCAAGACAACACAAAUAGAUCUGAAACCAGGCUAUGGUUCUUAUACCUGGGGGGGUAAAAACAGAGAAGAAAAAGAGAGAAGAGGAUCAUGUUAACUGAGGCGACUAAAUGCUUUAGCUUUGUGUUACUGGCUGGGUGAGGAUGAGGUAAACUGAACGUGCACUUGUAUGACCCCCCCUGACUCCUUGGUCCCCCUCUUCCCUCCAUUCCUGCUUUACCCCCCUACCUCCUCCCUCUGUUUACAAGGCGGACAUUUUGUGUUCUGAUCUAAUGAUGACAGGACAGUUGAUGGGAUGGAGGGAGGGGUACUGCAUUGUUGAACCAGCUCACUGUGCUAUUACACCCCCUUUCCGUUUCCACUGCUUGGUAGAGAAUUAAACUGAACCAGACAUGUAAGCUGAUUCUCCUUUUACUUUUACAUUCACUUUUAUUCCGCUUGAUUCCCCCAGCGAUGGAUAUAAUAGAUUUCUUUCCUUAUUUCUG
Messenger RNA from Salvelinus fontinalis (brook trout), 3130 nucleotides. RefSeq names its product lens fiber major intrinsic protein-like. Gene Ontology annotation, molecular function: water channel activity. The record is from RefSeq and is a predicted model, not a curated record. The coding region runs from base 94 to 885 and encodes 263 amino acids. The transcript is spliced from 4 exons. Gene Ontology annotation, cellular component: plasma membrane. Lineage: Eukaryota; Metazoa; Chordata; Actinopteri; Salmoniformes; Salmonidae. Gene Ontology annotation, biological process: transmembrane transport.